Mytilus trossulus (common blue mussel) is the source of this 612-nucleotide messenger RNA. RefSeq lists its product as uncharacterized. NCBI's taxonomy places the organism in Eukaryota, Metazoa, Mollusca, Bivalvia, Mytilida, Mytilidae. The transcript has 3 exons. The record is from RefSeq and is a predicted model, not a curated record. The coding region runs from base 1 to 612 and encodes 203 amino acids.
AUGUCCUACCUCCGUCCAAAUGCAGUACCUGACAUUCCAUUGACGCAACCAACAACAGCUGAGCCAAAGCCACCUUUACCUAAGCGUGGAGCUUUUGAGAAGCGGAGAAAAGCUGAGAUUCUACAGCUUGCAUAUGACAACUAUGAACGAGAGACAGAAUGUGUACAACUCCAAGUACCAGACAGUACCACAACACCAGAACCAGAACCAGAGCUGCCAACCUCCAAUGUUACAGAGAACAAUACAUGUACAUCCAAAGUUACCAUGGUUACACAGACUACUCCACCACCAUCACCAAAAGUAGUAAAACACAAGAAAAGCCAAUCCUACCUCCGUCCACAGCAACGUACCAGGAAACAUCAAACAGAUCUUAAGAUUACACAACCUUCAGCAACAUACAGUACAAUUGCUACACAGACUGAUGAUGACAUUACAAAAUGUACAUGUGCCAGUACUCUACCUACAACAGCUCACACCACUUCAGCCCAAAACUCUGAUGACGAUGAGGUUUCCAGCCAUGCAGAUAGUGAUGAGGACUACCAACCCUCAGAUGAUGAUCAGAGAUUAUGUUCUGCUGAUCAAGCAAGCUGUUGUUUCCAGAAGGGAACAUGA